Durusdinium trenchii is the source of this 4840-nucleotide messenger RNA. The record is from the annotation of a GenBank genome assembly. NCBI's taxonomy places the organism in Eukaryota, Dinophyceae, Suessiales, Symbiodiniaceae.
AUGGGCCGGCGGUGGUGCAUGUGGCGAUGUCUCGCGGCACUGCUUUGUUUCAGGUGUACAGAAGCUCAGAUCUACUCAUUUGAGAAGAUGGCCUUGCCUGACGCACGGUCGCUGCAUACCUUGUAUGCCUUCUAUGUCUAUUCGCACCAAGACGCUCCAGAGAGGACGCUUGGGCAACCAUUUGUGCAGUUUCACAACUUGAUGUUUACAGCUAAUAACCCUGCAGACAGCGAGAAGGCGAAGAACUACGGCGGCAUCCAGCUCAGCAUCCUCCCAUACCGCAGCUUUUGGACUCUCAUCCAGCCGGACAAGUUCUGCUCCUCGCGCGAAGAUGUCGCGCAGGGGAUAGCAAAGGAAGACGGCAAGCUGUUGGCCCACAAAGCCCCUGGGGAAAGUGAUGAGAGCGUGAACUUGUACUCGCACACGGUGACCUAUGGAUCCUCCUCGGAUCACCAGGUACCUGUGCACUCGACAGGCGUGUACAUCCUAGUGUUCUCCAACUGUGGUGAAUUCAAGGAUGGCGAGGUCAGUGGCAGUGUCAUUGCAAAGAAUUCCUAUGGCUUUCUGCCCGGCAACGAGUAUCACAAGAUGCCCUUCUAUGGCUGGCUGGCGAUUGUUUAUAUCGCCAUGGCCAUGCUUUGGAUGUGCUUGUCUCUACGCUACUGGCGGGAGCUCUUCCAUAUCCAGUAUUGUGUCGCAGCCGUGAUCUUUCUGGGCCUGGUCGAGGCGUUCCUCCAAUGGCGCUUCUUCAUGGAUUGGAACGAGACGGGGGUCCGUGGCAGGAUCCUCUUCGUUCUGGCCAUCCUUGCGACCGUGGUGAAGUCCAUCUUCUCCUACAUGCUCGUGCUGGUUGCCUCCCUGGGCUGGGGCGUCACACGGCCGUACCUUGAUCAGCCCACCAUCCUGAAGGUGCAGGCCUUGAGCUUCUUUUACAUCGUCUUGGAUUUCGUCCGGGAGUCGGCGCUGUCCUUCAGGCACAGCCACUCCUUGUCCAUCGCCUUCGUGCUCCUUUGCUUGCUUCCAGUGGCACUGCUCAAUGGAGUGAUUUUCUACUGGAUUUUCACGGCUUUGUCCUCCUUGAUCGAGACCUUGGCCGAACGCAAGCAGCAGGAAAAGCUUGUAGUCUUCCAGCGACUGUGGAAGAUCUUGGUCGCCGCGCUGAGUUUGGCAUCCUUGAGUUUGUUGUUUCAGCUCUAUGACUUGUCCAGAAGUAUCAGCCAAAGAUGGCAUUAUCAGUGGUUCUUUGCGGACGGCGUGUCGCACAUUCUCUUCUGCAUGGUACUCGCAGCGAUCAUGUUCCUUUUCGCCCCGCACACGAACAGCCAACGCUUCGCGUACAAGCAGGUCGAAGGUGACGAGAAAGGUGAAAGCUCCAAAGUCACCGAUGAGAAGAACGUUUGGGCAGAUGAGGGCGGCCUGGAUGAGGAGGAGGACGAUUCCUUCUGGGCGUCGACGCAUGGCAAAGGGUCGAAUUCGGCAGAUCUGGUGGGCGCCUCACAGGAGAUGACGGCAGUGCCUCAGGGCUCUCCCGAGGUGGGCCUAGCUGCUACCGAGGAUGAGGACUUGACGGGCGCUGAAGCUCGAAAGAAGAGGAAGCAACGCCUUGAGGCCCGAGAAGCUGCGCGCCUGCAGCGAUUGGCACAGAAGGCUGCAGCUCGCCGCUCGGGCUCCUUUGCCGAUGAGACCCCGGAAGAGAGCCGGGCCCGGAAGAUCGCCGAGAAGGCGGCGGCCCGGCGUGCCAAGGCCAAAGCGGCCAAUGGUGGCAUGUCACCGAAGGAAGAGGAGCCGAAGGAUGAGCCAAAGGAGGAAACCAAGUUAGAGGAACCCAAGGAAGAGCUGAAGGAUGAACUGAAGGCAGAGCCAAAGGCAGAGCCCAAGGAAGAGCCGAAGGUGGAACCACAGGAGGAGAAGCUCUCCAGUCAGGCUGAAAGUGCUGAGGAUGGCGAGAUGUGGAUGGCGGCCUCUUCAGAGGCCGAAAAGAAGUCGCGGCGUUUGGACAAGAACCACAAGGAUUCAGCCAAGGGCGAAAAAGAGAAAGGGCAUGCCCAAGAUCCAAAGGACGCUGAGAAGAAGAAGGAUGAGAAAGGUAGCAAAAAGGAGUCGCGGACGUCCAAAGAAACGCCGAAGGAUUCCUCCCCUGAGCGAGGCAAAGAGACUUCGGGUCGUCAUCGCCGAGAUCGAGGACAGCGAUCUCCCCGAAAUCGACGGCGGCACGGAGAGGACACCGAGCGGCGCGUGCGGCGACGGCGCGACAGCCGCUCCGCCGGGCGGCGCUCGACCGGCCGAGGACACCGGCGACGCCGUGACAGCAGAGAUGAAGCUGACCAGGCCCGACCGAAGGUCGCCAGGUUGAGCUCGCCCCAGCGAAGCAGACGUACCAAUGCCAAUGCCAUUUCGCCCGAGAAGAAGCCUCCCGAGCGCCUUGUUGUGGGAAAGCGAGUGCGAGUGAUCGUGGAGAACGAGGACAAGGAGGGCCUCUACUUCGACGAUGAUCGGGUUGGGAGCAAAGGUACGACCGGUCAGAUCAUGGAGGAUGAUGGUUCGGAGCAGCCCUUCCGAGUGAAGCUGAAGAAUGGGAAGCUCUCCUGGUUCAAAGAAGCCUGGCUGGAGGAGUGCGAGUCGUCCUCCUCCUCUUCAUCGUCCUCGUCGGAUUCCUCGGAGUCGGAGGACGAGGCAGACGAGGCGAAGGCGAAACAGGAUGGUGCAUCACCUGACGAGGCGGCUUUUGCCUGGGAGCGCACCCCAAAGAACCUCCCGCCGACGGGCAUGGCUGCCUACGCCAUGAACGGUGCAGGCAACGUGUCUCCCUUGGCGGCCGAGGUGGAAGCCUUCCUCAACUCCGCCGGCGUCGACGGCGAGGCGGCGCAACGCCUGCGAGUGAUGCCAGCGCACCAGCAGCGCAUGGUGAUGAAUCGGGGCCCUGUGGGCGGCUCGCGCAUGCCCUCAGCGGUCCUCAUCUCCCGCAUCCGGGACGCGGAGUUGGGCCGCGCAGGACCAGCUGGAAUGGGAAACAUCCCCAUCAACGGCGGUCCUCCUUCCUCGAACCCGGAGAUUGAGAAGCUGAUCUCCAAGUGGAAUUUGGAUGCAAAGGCAUCGUUCAUGCUCCGCAGCGUCCCUCCAGACAAACACGAUCUUGUGUUGAACAUCUCCUUGGAGAAGGCUCGCAAUCCCUCGGCCUACGUGAUCACCCAGAUGAACUCGCUCUUCGGAGGCAUGCAAGGUAUUCAGGAGCUGCAGAAAAUGGCUGCGGUGAACAAUGGGAAUCGAGAUGCGAUGCAGCCGAGUCCCUUCAACAAGCAACAACCCAACUUCAAUUUGACCGCUGUGACCUGGCGAAGCGACGGAUUGGGCGUUUUGGGUUGUGAGGAGGUGCGAGGCUUCCGGGCGUUUUGUGUGGCGGAUGGCGCAGGUUGGUGGUCACCAUUUGAUAUGCCGGUUGGGCCAAUGCCGGGGACCAUGCCGUCUCAGCUGGCAGUGAGCCUCUCGCCUUUUUGCACCUCCGACCCGUUCAAGAGACGCCCCACCCGUGCUGGUCGCCGCUCGGUGACGUGUCGCGCCAUGCGGUGCAACGCCUACGAGUCGGCGGCGGCUGAGCUGGUGGACGAGAGUCUUCACCCUUUGGAGCAGCUGGACGUGUUGAUGAGCAAGGUGGAUGAAUUGAAGGCGAAGGGUGACACUGACGGGAUCAUCGAGUGUCGCAUCAAACAGCUUAACCUCCAACGCGUCUUGUCCUGUUUGCACCAGUUCCCAUUGCAGCCGCUGAUCCAGGCUCAGGCCGCCUUGGCCGAGGCCUAUGGGCAAGGGGGCUACUUUGUGCAGGCCAAAGAGCACUUGGCACAGGCCCGCGAUGUCUGUAGCGGCGGGGUCUACGACGAGUUGCAAUGUCGCCGUCUUCAAGCGGAUUUGUUGGCCUCUGAGGGUGCAGUGGCCUUUGCGGAAGGGCAGCUGGAGGUGGCGGAGAAGGUCCUGCUGGAUGCAGCGCGCUUGGGCCGUGAAACCCGGGGUGAGUUGGACCGCUUCACCGCGCAUGUGCACAUUCUUUUGGGCCAGGUGGCGACACAACGGGGACAUGUCGACAAAGCCAUCGACCACUUCUCCGACGCCUGGCAGGCUCACGAGGACUUGGAUGGCCGCACCGGCGAGCCCACACUGCGGGUGAGGCUCCGCAUGGCCGACGCCCAGCGGCGCCUGGCCGCGCGGGCAGAGAAGGCGGUGCAGGAGCUGCAGGCCGUGGUGGAGAUCCUCAAGAGCGAGGACCUGCCGACCUUGCUGGUGGAGAGCUCUUCGCGCUUAUCUCACUGGCUUCUUGAAGAUGAACGAGACGAAGAAGCCUUUCAGGCCCUCCAGACCGCGGAAGCUGCGUGCCAGAAGCAUUUCGGUGAGGAGGAUCCAAAGGCCAUCGAUGUGAAGCGCCACAUGGCAUCGCUCCACAUCAAGUUGGGCCGCAAGAAAGAGGCCUUGGAGUAUUUGAAAGACGUGCACUAUUUCGAGCGACGGCUCCACGGGUCUCAGUCGGUGCAGGUGGCACGGACCUUGAAGGCGCUGGGCACGGUCUACGCGGCGGAUGGGCAGCUCACCGAGGCCGAGCAGAGCUAUCAGCAGGCCUUGCGGAUCUUCGAGACGGAUCGCGUGCCCAACGCGCACUUCAUCCACGAGAUCCACGCCAUGCUGACCAGCAUGCAUGAGGUGCCCGCCUGAGGCGUUGGAGCCGGAGUCGCUCCUCCGCGACCGGUCACGGGGUUUUGCGAUUGAGUGAACGACAGUGAUUGCGAUACUUUGGUGCGAUACGCAGAUGCCAAGAGUUUUUGGUAUGCCUGCUGUUUCCGCAUGUUUUCACAUU